Necator americanus (New World hookworm) is the source of this 1665-nucleotide messenger RNA. RefSeq lists its product as uncharacterized. The coding region runs from base 1 to 1665 and encodes 554 amino acids. Gene Ontology annotation, molecular function: 2-oxoglutarate-dependent dioxygenase activity. The transcript has 15 exons. The record is from RefSeq and is a predicted model, not a curated record. NCBI's taxonomy places the organism in Eukaryota, Metazoa, Nematoda, Chromadorea, Rhabditida, Ancylostomatidae.
AUGUUCACUAGCCGUAAUUCGAUAUCUGUUACGAGAGUGGAACUCGGGUCCGAACAGGAAGACGCUGUUGCUGCUUUCAUCAAUGAGGGAACAUCGUUACAAAAUGAAACAGAUGCGACAUUUGCAGCAACAGACAAAUCAGGUGCGAUACUUGGAGUUUGCAUCGCAAGGAUUGGGACUUCAUUUGUGACGCUCAAACCAUUCUUACGGGGAAAUGGGAAAAAUGAUGCGAUAGUUCUAAAGCUUCUCGUUAAAAAGGCUGUUAAAUGGGCACGUGAUGAGUAUCCUCAGCUUUUAUUCAUUACUGAGGUCGAACGAAAAGACAUCGACGAAUACGAACGGAUAGGGUUCUUGAAGGUGGAUCAUCCGGGCUCAUUCACCACUCGUCUUCUAUUUCCUCCACAUUAUUCUCAAAUUAAAGAACUUCUCGUGUAUUGCUGUACCAACGAUGACAAAUUCAUCCACGAUACGAUUAACCUUCUGGAGAAGAUUCUGGCCUUCAAAUUUGUACCCCUUGUUGUUCUACAUCACUUGCUGGAUGUGUAUAAACUCGGGAAUUCCAUAGUUGAAACCUUUGUGCGCGUUGCUUCGCACGUGCAACACGUUCAAGAGGUUAUCGAUGUUUCUGUGGAGCAAUCAAAAACGGUUAUAAAGGAGGAAUCUCUGCUCUUGGAUCACGCUUGGGAACGCCUUAACACCGGACAUUUCUCUGAAGUGGAUGAAUGUUGGAGGAGGUUAUAUGCUGCCGUUUCUUUGGUAAAAGCUGUCCGUCUCGCGUGUGCUGGCCAAUAUUUGCAUGCUAUUGCUGCCGUUGAUCUUGGUCUGCUCAUGGGAAACGGUAUCCCAGAUCAACUUCUCCAACGCUACGCACAGUUCUGUGAUCACUCUCUACCGCCACCUACUCCGAUAGAAGAAAAUAAGAUAUCGCUUUCUGUCCCUAAAAGACUGCCGAAUUCUGUUCAAAUACCUGUAUGCACUGAUUUAUCAAAAUGGGAAUUCGUCGAUCAAUACCUUGCUCGCUCGGAACCUGUUAUAGUAAAAGGACUCAAUAGUGAUUGGCCUGCAGUCAAGAACUGGAGCUUCGAAUAUUUGCAUCGAAUUCUGAGCCAUCGUGUGGUUCCUGUGGAACAGGGGUCCAAAUAUACUGAUGCGGAUUGGGCUCAAAAGUUAAUGACCGGUUCUGAAUUCUUCCAUACCUGCACGCUUCCGCUAGAUGAAAAAGGCCCUCUCUAUCUUGCUCAACAUCGUCUAUUCAAUCAAGUACCUCAGCUUUGUGAUGACUUCUCUCUUCCACUUUACUGUGACCAUUGCGAAUUCGAGGAUGUCGAUAAAAACUGCUGGAUAGGACCCGGAGGCACCGUCUCACCUCUGCAUACAGAUCCACGUGAGAAUCUUUUCUGCCAAAUAACCGGGCGAAAGUUUUUCCGAAUGGUUUCUUCGUCAGAAUCCGAUAAAGUCUAUGCGUUCAGGGAUGGUAUUAUUACAAAUACAAGUCAGGUUGAUGUGCUCAAUCCUGAUCUGGAGAAGUAUCCAGAAUUUGCCAAUGCAAAGUGUUGGGAUGGAGUUGUUGAAGACGGAGAUGUUUUGUUCAUUCCGAAAGGAUGGUGGCACUUAGUCACAUCGCUCACAAACUCUGUUUCAAUUUCAUUUUGGUUCGACAAAUGA